UGAAACACGAUGGCAGCCAAGCUACUAUUUUACCUUCCCCCGACAUGGAUGACUUAGGAUUUGAUGCUCGCGUUUGGCGACUGGAGCAGCUAUUAGUAGACUUACCAUCCAAAGAUAGUGCUAAUAAUGAAAGCAUGUACGAAAACGAAGGGCUAUCGGAAAGAAUAUCGAAAUUACAGAAUGAACUCGAAAGUGUUUUAGUCGAUGACAAGGCAUUACGAGAUUUUGUGGAAAAAUACAACAAGCACGAAAACGUCCUGAAUCCUAUGGCUUCACCAUUUGCAGUCGAACAAGAGCUUUUGGAUAUUACAACCAAAAAAGAGCUUGUGCUAGCAGCCGGCGAAGAAUUAGAGGCCUUUGCAAAUCAGAUUAAGCAAAUCAAGGCACUUGAGCACGUCUUAGAAAGCUCAGAUAUCUCAGCUGUGGACGAUCUUGCAAUCAAAUUACGGCCCUUAGAGGCAAAGCACAAACUUCAAAGUCAAGCACUAUCUCAAUCUUCGAAAAAUUUGUCCCAGCUUAUGGAGAACUACAAUGGAACUGUGAACACCCUAUCUGAGAUCUUCAUCAAUUGGGACCAGAUGCUAUCCACUCUUGAAACGCAUGUUACACUCGCUGAACGAGGAAAGGCAUGAUUCUUAUACACUUAAGAUGCACUCAAACCUCAAGAUACCCUAACAUGAUGAUGAAGGCUGAAGUAACUUCUCUGACGGCUAUCACGUUAGCAAAAGAUGUUGCAUCCACAUCUACACAAAGCCCGUUCGUUUGUGUGUCUUAUUAAUAGUUUUUCAUUGCUUUGUACUCUAUCUCAACAAGGUUGGCCCCUAGGCAUGCAUUUGACAUACCCAUCUAUAAAUUGAUAUACUUUAGCCUAGAUCCUGAAACACAGCAUAC
Messenger RNA from Umbelopsis ramanniana AG, 891 nucleotides. RefSeq lists its product as uncharacterized. The record is from RefSeq and is a predicted model, not a curated record. The transcript has 4 exons. Gene Ontology annotation, cellular component: dynactin complex. The coding region runs from base 45 to 632 and encodes 195 amino acids. Gene Ontology annotation, biological process: cytoskeleton-dependent cytokinesis. NCBI's taxonomy places the organism in Eukaryota, Fungi, Mucoromycota, Umbelopsidomycetes, Umbelopsidales, Umbelopsidaceae.